AUGCGCGUACCUAAGGAGGGAUCAUUCUUGAAUCGAUGGCGAUGGUUUCUACAGCUUCAAGUUCCACGACUUCUUGCUCUACAUCCAUGGGGUCUCGUUGCUAUUCUACUUCGCUCUCCUAGUCGUCUUUUGGAUGAAGUUACAACGUGUCAUCAUCGCUAUUUGGAUCGAGCAGCAGCUGCAGUGACGCAGAAUCCUGUUUUGUUUCCAAGUGGGUUUUUCUCGGAAGGUUGGGGAGAUUUAAAUACUCCUAAACGAAUUCGAAACGUAUUACAAAGUCAACGGAUGAAUCACGUUGUGACAUUGCAACAAGAUGAUGUGAAAUGGGGUCAAGUGAGAGACAUGGCAAUAGCAAAAGUAGCACUACGUGAAGGCACAUUUAAAAGUACAUUGACAAAUGCAGAGCAAUUACUGCCGAAGGAGAGUCUGGAUGCAUUCUGUGAAUUAAUCACCCCAUUGGAAUGGGAACAGGAAGAUGCUGAGAUCCCACAAGGACUUACAGAUCGACCUCUUGUGGUGCUAUUACCAGGCACAGGAGAGCACGGAUUUCUGCAUCGAAGGACGUCCAUUGCAAUUCCUCUGGCAAAAAAAGGAGUUGCGACAUUGAUUCUUGAAGGACCUUUCUACGGGAAACGCAAACCACCUCAGCAAAAAGGAUCCAAGCUGCGAAGGGUAAGUGACUUGCCGAUUCUAGGUCAAGCAACGAUUGAGGAAGCCAAGUCUUUGUUGCAAUACUUCCAUGAUUAUCAUGGCUUCUCGCAAAUGGUGGUUGCAGGUAGCAGCAUGGGUGGAUUGCACGCUGCCAUGGUCGCGUCAGUAUUUCCAGGAGAUGUGGGUGCCACAGCCUGGUUGGCCCCGCCUUCAGCUGCUCCUGUAUUUGCAGAUGGUUUGCUUUCAGGGUCCUGCAAUUGGCGCUCGCUUUACAAACAACAUGAACUGCACAUGCUAGACAAAAUGCUCGCGGGGCACGCCGUAGCUGAGUCAUACGAAAAGCAGGCCGAUGAUAUCACUGAUGCCGGGAAAGAUCGAGCCAAAGCCUCUGUUAUGGAAAUGGAUUCAGUACAAGAAGCCAAGAAACGCAUGAGGCUGUUUCUAUCUAUCACAGAUAUCGACAACUUCUUACCUCCGCGGCGUUCAGACGCCGUUGUCUUCGUUUACGGCACUGAAGACGAAUACGUUGGUUUUGCUGAGCCUCAGUGGGCGCACAUGCGUGAGCAUUGGCGACCAGCAAGCUUUCGAACGAUAAAAACCGGCCACGUCAGCGGCAUUUUGUUAGAGCAAGCAGCAUACUGUAAGACAAUUUUAGAGGUUAUCGAUCUGCUGAAGGAGCGAGGUGCAGUAGCAGGGUCCUCGUCAAAUGCUAGUGUUCCCGACUCGACAUAG
This is a messenger RNA of Peronospora farinosa, 1383 nucleotides long. The record is from the annotation of a GenBank genome assembly. NCBI's taxonomy places the organism in Eukaryota, Oomycota, Peronosporomycetes, Peronosporales, Peronosporaceae.